GUCGAAGGGCACCCGAGCGGCCCACCCGACCGAGUCACGGCACCAUCACGGCACUUGGCAGUCUUGGAUGACAUCAUGUUUUCACACGGUGUUUGAUUGAUUUGUUAUUUAUAAUUACUAGCGUAUACGAGCCUAUGGGUUUUCCCAUCGCACGUAGCUCGUUUAGACUCCCCCGUCGUUUUACGGUGUCGUUACGCGGUGUGUUUACUACAAUUGUUUUCAGUGUCGUUUUAAUUGUGCGCUUUGUCGAAGAGACCGGUUAGAUCGCACGAAAAAGUCGCUUACGUUUUUUCAGGCUGAUUUUAACUAACGGCUCGAUCAGCUGGGCAGAUCUGUCAAAUCUGCGCUUCACGUCGCGCGGCAGCUCCCGCAAUGGCUAAUCACGACGAGGACAAAAGCGAGAGUUCCGCCGAAAUAAGGGCCGAAAAUGAGGGGGAGGAGUCCGAGGAGUCCGACAAGAUAUGCAUUAUAGAUCCCGAGACCGAAGAAUUGGACUUCAAUCACGCGAGAUUGACCAAACUGGAAAAUCUAGAGCCGUUAACGCAAGUACGAAGAUUAUGCUUCACGUGGAACCUAAUUAAAAAGAUAGAAAAUCUCGAUACGCUCACUAGUUUGGUGGAAUUGGAAUUAAGGGAUAAUCAAAUCACGACCAUAGAAAAUCUAGGCGCUCUCGUGAAUCUGGAAUUCCUGGAUUUGUCAUUCAAUCGCAUUAAGAAGAUCGAAGGGUUGGACAACUUGACGAAUCUAGAGAAGUUAUUUAUAUCGUCAAAUAAGAUUUCGCAAAUCGAGAAUAUCUCACAUCUGGCGAAUCUUACGAUACUGGAGUUGGGCGAUAACAAGAUACGCGAAAUUGUGAAUCUGGAAGGCCUCGAGAAGCUGACCAAUUUGUAUCUUGGUAAAAACAAAAUUACCAAAAUUCAAAAUCUGGAGAGUCUGAAGGACCUCACGCUGUUGAGUCUACAAAGCAAUCGAAUUACGAAGAUCGAGAAUAUUGAAGAGUUAAAGAAGUUGGAUCAGUUAUACUUGUCUGAGAACGGCAUCACGUGCAUAGAAGGCAUAGAAAAUUGUCCAGGAUUGACAACGUUGGAUCUAGCUAAUAACAAAAUUAAGAAGAUUCAAAAUAUGGAUCAUCUUGAAAGUCUCGAAGAAUUCUGGAUGAACAAUAACGAGAUUGAAGAUUGGAACACGUUAGAGAGUUUAACAGCCAACAAGAAGCUGCAGACCGUAUAUCUGGAGUACAAUCCCGUUGCGAAGGAUCCGAAUUACCGAAGGAAAAUCAUGCUGCUGUUGCCGUGGCUCGAACAGCUGGACGCGACUCUUUGCAAGAGAAAAUCCGGUCAGCAGUGGAGAGACUAACAAUAAGUAAAACGUAAAUAGGAAGUACAACUAAAGAAAUAGCGAAAAUUAUUUAUGAAAGUUUCCAUACGUGGUGAAAUCCAGACAUUGCAUUGCUGUUACUUUCUUUCGUUGUACCCUGACACGAUCAUUGUGUAGAAGCUUGGCUACGUAAGAUUAACAAUAGUACUCAUACCGAAGACACGCUUGAUAUUAGGCCAUUUAUGGAACUAUUCGAUGUUGGGGUUUGUUUGGUAUAAUUUGCUUGAAAACCUUUUUUUUUUUGUACUGGAAAGAAAAUAUGAUAAGUCAAAAUAUGAAAGUUCUCGUGUCUUUAGGAUAAACUGAAACACGUACACAAUUCUCUACAUAUUUCCAAAAAAUCUUAAUAUAUUCUUCCUCUCUCUAAUCAUACAUAUUAUCGUACUGUUGUAUUGUGCACAUUUCUAUCUCUAUUUGCACGCAUCUUUCUCUGUCGAUUAUGUUAAGAAGUUAAUAUAGAUGUAGAUUUUAAAUAAUAUUCCAAUUAUUUCUAAGCUAUAUUUCCGUCUGUGAAAGAAACUUAUAUUUAACUUCGUUAUUUUUGAUGAUCAACAUAUUGUUACAAAAACAAGAUGUACAUGUCUGUAUUUUAUAGCAGCGCGCGGCAGCUUUUUGUAAUCGCCACUUUGUUAACCCGAUAUCUCGCGAUGUAACGCGAUUAUUGUUACAUGUAAUCAUAUACAAGAUAUUCUAAGCUUAUAUAAAUAAAUCAAUUAUUAAAUGUCUCGAA
This is a messenger RNA of Wasmannia auropunctata (little fire ant), 2107 nucleotides long. It is a transcript of the gene sds22, whose product is annotated as protein phosphatase 1 regulatory subunit 7. The coding region runs from base 373 to 1356 and encodes 327 amino acids. The record is from RefSeq and is a predicted model, not a curated record. Gene Ontology annotation, molecular function: protein binding. The transcript has 5 exons. NCBI's taxonomy places the organism in Eukaryota, Metazoa, Arthropoda, Insecta, Hymenoptera, Formicidae.